AUGCUCUUACAGGUGCUCGUGCCAUUUCUGGCGCUGCUGAGGCUAAGUGCCGCGGGAUACGUGACAGUUCCGCUGCAUAGUCCGGCCGGUGUGACGUAUGUGAACCCGCAGCAGCACGUCGGAUUGUUGGCUGGUCCGGUACGGUACACCGCUGGCACACAGGCCACACUCGUUGAGGCACGGUCGGGACCAGUGUCGGUAACGGCAGCGCCGGCGCCCACCUACUACUCGUACAACCUACAACCGCAGCCCGUGUUCGGAAAGGCCAGUUACACUCCGGCGGUCCAGUAUCACACCACGUACGGAAGUCCCACGGUGCGUGUCUACGAACCGAAAUCGUUUGUGUACGGCGUGCAGGGUGGUGGCAGCGUGCCAACGACGCACACCGUCCAAUCGGUGCCGGUUUCGGUAUCAACUACCCAGUACCAUCACACUUCGGCGCCCAUUCCCGUACCGGUGACACCUGUUCCGCAUCACCAUGUUCCGGUGGCCGUACCCGUACCGACACCCGUCCCAGUGCACGUUCCCGUUCACGUGCCGGUCGCAGUUCCGGUAACACCAACGUACACCAAAACAGUCACCACCGGUCCGACCUACAUUCCGCCCCAGGAGAAGCACAUCCCGGUGGUGCGUUCGCGCAAGUUCAAGGUGCGUCGUCCUGCUAUUCAGAACCAGUUCUACGAUAUCGAGGAACGUGUCAUUAUUCGACCGGUUGGCUCCGCACUGGUGGAGCUGGAGCAGCCAAUCUCGCAGACGGAAACGCAGACAAAGACGACCAAAACGACCACCACGUUCGUGGAGAAGCGACCGGUGUACAGCCCACCAGCGCCGGCACCGGAAGUGCACAUUUCGGACGAAGGGUACGGCACGCGUACCGUCGCCAGACCGCAGGUUGUGACACAAACCACCACCGUGUACACGGAACGACCCCCGCUAAAGGGUGGCUACGAUCGGAUCGAAGUAGCGACACAGUCCAAGAAGCUGGCUGCGUCCACCAGCAAAGCGUCCGACGCUGAGUUUAUCGAAACGGAGCACGCCAACACCCCGACCGAGCGACCAUUCUACACGCAGGGCCAUGCCAUCUACCAUGGCCAUCAGCAGACGGCCUUUGUUAAUCCCUACGCCACCCAUCUAGCGCCCCAUCCCUUCGUGUACCAUCCGGCCAAUGCUGGACAUCUGUUGCACCACGUCGCAUACGUUGAUCAGCACUCGCCUGCGCUGGUGGCCACGCAUCCAAGCACCGCACAUCCUGGUACGGUGUUCCACAUACCCUCCUCCACUCCACUCUACCCUGUGACGCCCUCCGUUGGAGGGGAUUGUGAUCGCGACGGAAAAGCUCCCGAAUAUUUACCGCCCACUGCUCAGACACCUGCGCCCACCACACCAGCCCAACCACCCGUAGCUACGACGACUCCCAAACCGCCGACUAGUGUGACACCGGGAACCUACCCAGCUGAUGACGAGGUGGAGGACGAGUACGAUGAUUCGAUCGUAGUCGAUGCGCGCAGCGGUGCGAACAACUCCUCGGACUACUCGUCUACGGAAACGGACUACGCAGAUGUUACGAUGAUCGCCGCCACAACGGCGGCCAGCACCCCGCUCGUCUACCAUCACGACAAGUACCGUGGGGCCGAGCAGACGGAGUCACGACUUGGCGGGACUUCUUCGAUCGAGGUAAGUUAUGCCACACGCACUACCCCGGCCAGUGACAUCGUGGCGUUCGAUCCCUCCACCGCGUCGGGUGCAUUUGACUUUGGGCCAUCCUUCCGCGGAUCGUUCCCCACGACAACUUUCCCGCCAAGCCCCACCACCACCCCAGUCCCCACGACGAUCGGCUCCUCCAGCACAGCGUCAACCAGCACACCUCAGCGCUCGGUAACGAUUAUCUCCUCUACCACGCCACGCACCGUCGUAUCGGCUCGGUUCAGUGAAACGGACGCUGCUACCGCGCUGCGCACAUCCGAGCAGACGGAAUAUACGGCACGCAGUGCGACCUCCGGCAUUACCUCGCAAUCGGUCGUUGUCGGACAGGGGCUGACGCAGGAGCAGAUCCACGCCAAUCAGGAACAAUUCAUUAAGCUGCUGUCCGAGCGGGACUCGAUCGCGGAGGUGGGCUAUGGACCGAAGGGAGACACGUCCGGUACGCUGAUCGAUGCGUAUGUGCGUAGCCGUGUGCUGUCGGCUACACCAGCGCCACGCGACGCGAAGGAAACGUCGCGCACCGUCAACAUCCGGCGCAUUGUCGUGUCGCGCCCGGUCGAAACGGAACAGGAGGUUGAGGUGCGGGAACAGUCGUACGCGACCACCGUUGCGCCUCCGUCGUACGACCACGAGCACAAGCGCGAUGUUAGCGAGGUUACCCCGGCCGGCGGUGUUGAUCGUCAGCCGCAACAGCCCCCGGUUUACGUCACCGCCAAACCCCCAGCGUUCGCCAACGAUCGGGAUCAGUAG
This is a messenger RNA of Anopheles moucheti, 2451 nucleotides long. RefSeq lists its product as uncharacterized. The record is from RefSeq and is a predicted model, not a curated record. Bases 1 to 2451 code for a protein of 816 amino acids. NCBI's taxonomy places the organism in Eukaryota, Metazoa, Arthropoda, Insecta, Diptera, Culicidae. The transcript has a single exon.